ACAUCAAAAAAGACCUUCAGUAAAGCACUGGUGGUCUGGCUGAGCACAGCCAUUUAGAGAAAAAACAUGCUCUUCUCAUGGUUUGCCCUGCUUCUGGCUGCCUGGGUGCCUGUAGUUCUUUCGGACUUAAGAGCAAGAGACCCUGAAAUUGAGAAAGAAGAGCCAGAGGUGUCCCAUGGUUACAACAGCUGGAGCCCGAUGCAGAUGGAGGCCUACAUCCCAAACCAUGGGGAUUCCAAAGAGGAGAUGGCACUUCCUACUGGAACAACUGGAAAUUCAGCUCAUGCAGCACAGACAGGGAACUGGUGUGCCUUUGUCCAUUCACGGGUCCUGACCAUGGUGGUGUCCUGUGGUACAGAGAAGUUUAUCAUCAAAUCGCAAAACCCCUGUCCAGAAGGGAAGGCCGACUGUCAGAUGGUCAUGUACAAACUGUCCAUCAGGCCCGUCUACAGAGAGAAACAAAAAGUCUUGACGUCACUGAAAUGGAAAUGCUGUCCUGGUCACACUGGGGAAAACUGUGAGGAGACAGAGCCUGUCUCCAUAUCCGGGAAUGUCCAAUCGAAACAGGAGUCCAGAGAGGGUGAGGCCCUAAGCUCAGACCUAGAAACACAUGAUUCAAAACGCUUACCCCCUGACAUCAGAAGCACCGAACCAGUUGAUAAUACUGCCCACUUCCCAGCUCCCUCACAGCAAGACAGCAGUAUGCAUAAAAUGAAAACGGCAGCCUCUCCAAAGGAUGUUUUGCAGAACGAUGUCCAGCACACGUCAGUCUUACAGGAUCUGCUGAGUAGAGGUUCUUCUGUGGAAGAAUUGGACCUCAACACCACUGAUGCCCUAUGGCCAUUGCAGCACCACAGUUUACUACCUCAACUAGAGACCAUCAUAAAACAGCAGCUGUGGCCUAUUUGGGACUACUUCAACAAGAGCAUCCAAGACCUCUCACAAGAGGUUGGGGGCUUGGCAGAGAGCAUAGAGGAACUUCGGAGGGGCAGGGAGCACAAUAAUGAGCCUCUGUCAUCAUCCACUUCUGAACAACUGGAGGUGAAACUGCAACACCAUUCAAGAGAGCUGGAAAAACUGAACAUAGCCCUGCAGGCUCAGGCCAGCAAAACAGAUGAGCAACUCCACUUCUUGCAGGCCACAGUGCAUCACAACCUUAGCAGUGUGAAGAUACACAAUGACAUCUGGUCCAAGCACACACCUGAGAAGAUCCAGGCCAACUUGCAUUUACUUACUGAGAGCGUGGAGGAAAUAAAAGAGAAGCAGGAACAACUGGAGGAUACUCUAAUGCAAGGAAAAAACGGCAGCCUGAAAACAGAUGAGGACAUAUUAAAGAUCCAGGAAGUAAUAGAUCAGCUACAGACGAAGGUGAUGGAUGUCAACAAUGAUAUCAACACUUUGUAUGAUGACUCAGAUAAGUUCGAUGCCGACAUUAAUGAGCUCCAAAAAGGCAUGCGAAAUAUGCUGAACAAUAUGUCAGAAACAGUCAAAGCAUUUCGUGUGAUGCACAUGGAAAGUGGCCUAACUGUGGAAACUGAUUUUCAGCAUAUUAUUGAAAGAGUCAACAGUCUGGCAACCAACAUUAGUGCUCUUGAGCUUGAGGUAGAAACACUAAAUUUAAAGAUUGCUGAGCCCUCAGGAGAGGAUUAUGAGCCAACUCCAUACCCAACACCUGAGGAUCAGAUAUGUGACUGUCGGGACUUCAGUUUUCAGCUCAGUCUCCUUAAAGAAGAGAUUAGGAAUAUUAGCAGUGUGAAUAAAAAAAACACACAAAUGUCAGAUGGGACAAAUGAUGUAGACUCUUUCUGGAAAACGAGAAUGAGCAGCUCGGUAGAGGACCUGAAACAGGGUCUCAUGCAGAUUCAAAGACAUGUCAACUUCCAGCAGGACAGUAUCAGGAUGCUGCUCAGAAAUGUCUCUCACCUGCAGUUGGCAGAUCACACUGUGCACCAACAGCUACAUGAAUUGCAGGAGAAGGACAAGGUGAGGGUGGCAGAAAUAAACGCUCUGUCCAACACCUUCAAAACUCUUUUACAUGAUGUUGUGAGACACUCAAAAGUACUACAAGCCCUCUUGGGUGCUGAAGUCCUAGAGUUCACCACAGAGAUGUCUAGCCAGCUGGGAGAUUUAUCUGUUCCAGCUAUCCACAGAACACUGCAGGAUUCCAUUGCAAAACUUAAUGAGCAGAAAGAGCACUUAUCCAGUGUGCAGGAGAAGAUACAGCAAAUGUUCCUGCAGUUAUCUGAAAGACAAACUCCAUCUUAUGCCACCAGCCCACUGCCAACCACUCACUCAAGAGGCGUGGAGAAAACAAGUGACAAUCUACACCUUGAACUAAAUGCUGAACCUCCCAUGGGGGACCGUCCAGAUGAAUCAUACCAUGAUAUUUUUGCCAUGAUUAAGGCACUUGAAGUUCAGGUCUCUCAACUUCAUUCAGAGCGAUGUGCAAACUACUUUAACUGUGAGACAGACUUGACCACUGCACUGCAGAAAUCUAUUGAUGGCAAGCUGGCUGAAGCCACUACACUCCAGCAAACUCUGGAGAAGUACCUGAUUGUGCAUUUAAAACAACUUAUUAAUCACAGUGAACUCAUAUCAAAUAUCUCACUGGAAGCCAGUCAGCAGAAGGUGACCAGAAAAGAAGAAAGGAACAGGCAGAAGGAAAUUCGAGGAGGAAAAGGGGGACAGAAUAAAAAAAUAAAUAAAAUGCAGUCAGGACAAAGGCAAGAGGAUUCGCUGUUCCAGUCAUUGAAUUCGCCUCACUCACCAGUUAUGUUUCUUGCCACUGCCUUUGAAAAUCCAGCUUCUGGUGAUAGUGCAGUGUUUGGUAAGGUGAUCCAUAAUCAUGGCCAGGCAUACUCUCCUGAGAGUGGAAUCUUCGAGGCACCGGUGACAGGAAUUUACCUUUUUGUCCUAACUGCAGACUUUGGUUCAGGGCAUGGGCUAGGACAACUGAUGAAGGGGAAUGCAAGAAUUGCUGCUGUUCAACCUCCUCAGAAGAAAGCAGGGGGUCCAGUGACACGGACUGCUCUUCUAGAACUUAAGCAGGGAGAACAGAUUCAUUUUGAAAUACAGAAAGAUAGCUUGAUAAGAAGUACUCAAGGUGACAACAGCUUUGGAGGAGUUUUACUAUUUCGGACUGUCUGAUGCCAUAUAUCCUAGAGUGCUCUGCAGCAUCCAAAAAAAUGACAAUACCAUAUCUAAAGCAUCAUUUCUUCUCAGCAUGUGCUGACCAUUCUGCCUCUUUUAACAAAUGCACUCUGAAAUGCAGAGUACAUUUUAUUAAAAAAAAGUCUCCGACAGUAGCAGGGAAAGGCUAAAAAAGGAAUGGGCAUAUACACAUACUUUAUAAAAGAUUUUUUUUUUUCCAUCAGAAGAUUUUAUGAAGCCCUGGUGGUGAUGUUUCUAAAACAAGAAAUGCAUCACAUAUUUUUAUAUAUUUAUUGUUUUUUUUUCUUUCUAAUGUUUUCUAUCCUUGAAUAUUUUGUUUGUAUAAUAAAUUAUCACAAACAUGAAACUGAAGUAGAGGAAAAAGUUAAUACUAUAUAUAAAAAUGUUUCUAAAUGAGCUGUUAUUUUGAUCAACGACCAUAGCCUACAGAGUUAAUGCGCUUUACCAGUGCCCAUUUUAAAGUAAGCUUUAAACAAAAAUAUUUUUAAAAAGAUGUUCUAUACAAGUUAUAUUUUCUAAAAAUGGCACUCAUACAAAGCCUCAGAUGUUAAAAUUAAAAGAGAUGAAUUUAUAAAUCAAUUCAGUUUUACAAAUAGGCAACAUUCUUGUGGAGAAAAAGAUUCAUUUGAAUUUAAGACAAAAAAAAAAUCAUAAAUUACCAUAGGGUCACAAAAUCAGUUUUCUCUGUUUUAUUGGCUUAAGAGGUGAGAGACUAGUUGUUGAUUAACUAGAAUGCCUGCUUAAUAAAAAAAAAAAAAAAUAAUUUAUAAUGCAACGAUAUGAAAAAGAUAUAUGCACUGUACAGUCACUACAAAAAUACUCAACCCUUUUGAAAGUUGUUCUAUUUUAUAGUUAUACAACAUUGAACAACAUUAAAUUUAACGUUUUUUUUUUUUUUUACAUUUAAGGCUCUUCUAUCUCAAAGUGAAAACUGAUCUCUGUCAAACGGUCUAAAUUAAUUACAAAUCAUCAUACAAAGUAAAUGAUAUUCAACCCCUUUUAAGCUAGUAUUCAGUAGAUCCAGCUUUGCUAGCAAUUCCAGCCCUUAGUUUGUGUGCACUGGUCUCAAUCAGCUUUGCACAUCUGGACACUGGAAUGUUUCCCAAGUCUUCCUUACAAAACCAAGCUCUUUCAGGUUGCAUGGGGAUUGUGAGUAUGUAGGCUUUUUCAUGACUGGUAGCAAGUUCUUAAUUGGACGACCUUGACUCUGUCACUCCGAGACAUUGCUGUUAUUUUCAUUAUUUUCAACUUAAGUAAAACUAUCCACUAGAAAUGUA
Molecule: messenger RNA, 4448 nt
Organism: Polypterus senegalus (gray bichir)
Lineage: Eukaryota; Metazoa; Chordata; Cladistia; Polypteriformes; Polypteridae
Gene: mmrn2a
Product: multimerin 2a
Exons: 8
Coding region: 67-3147 (1026 amino acids)
Molecular function (GO): protein binding
Source: RefSeq, a predicted model, not a curated record